Messenger RNA from Dermacentor andersoni, 9204 nucleotides. The record is from RefSeq and is a predicted model, not a curated record. Lineage: Eukaryota; Metazoa; Arthropoda; Arachnida; Ixodida; Ixodidae.
AUGCGCAAGCUUUCGCUCAGGUACUACGCCAUCAUGUCCCCUCUGAGCUUCCGGUGGACUCGCAAGCGUGGCCCUUACAUCAUCCUGGCCAUCUGGGUGGUGGCUGCGCUGUUGUCAAGCGUGCAGUUCGUUCAUGGCCGGGCCACACCGUUCACCUGGGCCGACGGCACCUACUACGACUGCCACGAAAACUGGGACGAGAAUGCCGGCAAGGUGUACACGGCUGUGAUAUUCACGGUGACCUUCCUGACCCCCAUGCUGGUGCUCACAUACACUUACUCGUCCAUCGGCUGGAAGAUGUGGCGCCACACGUCACCUGGGAACGCCGACAUCCGGCGCGACCAGCAGCAACUCACAGCCAAGAUGAAGGUUGUCAAGAUGCUGGCGACGGUGGUGGUGAUGUUCGCCGUGUGCUGGCUGCCGAUCCACCUGAUGAACUUGAUAUUGUACUUCGAUCGCGCCGCCAUGCAACCAGACACGGCCGAGCAGGAGUACCUGUACAUCGCGGCCUUCUUCUCCUGCCACUGGUUCUCGAUGGCGAACAGCUUCGUCAAUCCUAUAAUCUACUGCUUUAUGAGCGACAACUUCAGGGUUGACCUUCGACAGCUGAUGAUGAGCUGCUGUUCCCCGAUUGCGCAGCAAGCCAGUCGCACUCUGACCAAGCGCAGCUGCUCGCACGGCGGCUCCCUCCGAAGCAGCACGGUAGUAAUGUCAACUGCCGCUGCGGGCGUCAACCACGUGGGCGCCUCGAGCCUGCACCGGCCCCGACGUAGCAACCGUUUCCACGCCUCGUGCACUGUCAUGGUGCCCCUGCGCACCCUGGGUCACUCUGGACAGCAUGCGAACUCGGGCGGUGGCGUUGGCGUCGGAGACCCAUCCACCGGUGCUCCGAUUUUCGCAUAGAAAGAAAAAAAAAAAGGAAUCGCCACACUAUGUGGCCGCCACGUCCUCCCAAUGAAACUCAAGAAGCCUAGUGUGUUGAGAACGUUGCCUGAAUGCAUGGCAUGAGAUCGGCAACCUUGUGAAUCUCGAGUGGGCACAUGUCUUCUUUUUGACGAGAAUGAGUGCCAUCUGGCAUAGUGUUUACCAAUUGUCGCAGGCAAGCCACCAAUUACAGUCUCUCCAGCAGAACCAUGUGACAACGUUAUAUCCGUGUGAGUCAACGUCACCAGAUACAUUUUCGCUCUUCAGUGGUGUGAUACGAGAGUCACAGCUCCCUACUUACAGGGUAUAGAGUAUAGGGAGCUUGUGGGAUGUGUGAAACCGGGUGGAUGCUACUCUGCAUGCGAUGGAAAUGGGUGGAAAAAGGCACUAAGAGGCAGAGGAAGGAGAAGAGACAGCGAGAAAAAGAAAAGUGGAAAAGAAAAAGCUAAGCGCGUCGCACACUUGAUCCAUCAGUUUCUUUUUCCAAUCCUUCCUGUGCACUCUCUACUUCAUUAUCCUGUCAAUGUGCCCCCAUCGUACCCUUAUACAUAUCUGCCUUUCUUUUACUGUAAUAACGCAUGGCGCCCCUCCCCCGCUCCAUUUCCUCCUUCCGCACCAGGUCAGACUAUGCACGGGUAUGUGUAUAAGUCUACGGCACGCGCAAACUGUAGGUUAAUGAGCCAACACUGGUACCAGAAAUGUUGAAAAUCUCAUGUGCAGCGUGGCACACCUGUUAAUGUAUUUCAGGAUUCUCUGCUCAAAGCUAAGUGUUUUGAUAUGUCGCCAAGAUAGGUGCGUGAUGCCCUGUAAAGAAUAAAACCGACAGCAAUCGAGGCUUGAUUCGUAAUACUUAUCACAUGAAUGAAUUAGGGUGUUUGUAAAUGAGGUGGAUGGGGAGGUGGGAGGGGCUGAGGUUUCGCUCUGUUCUCGUCGGUCUAUUUUGUUUGUGAAGUCCUCUAAGGCAGCGAUUGCCGAAAUUUUUUAACAAGAUUUUUUUUGUAAGUGUGCCUCAUGAUUCCUUCCGCUACCGUUCUAACAUGUCAUGAUGCUACAUUUCCAUCAUAUGAUCAUAACGAGUGCUCAGAUAUUUUCGUAAAUAUGGGACCACGUGCCCUCUCCAGUUAUUCAUGUAGUCGAUCAGGUGACUUCUCUUCUGAAUGUUCCAUUCGUAAACGUUUUCGUAGCCAUUACUGAGAGAAUUCUGGGGACGUUCAUUUAGAAUCUUGAAGUUCAUGAAAGCUCAAUGUAGGACGGAAUGCUCGCGAUGUGCAUAGUUUGUGAAUUACGGUGUUCUAUUAGCUGUGGCUGUUACUCAUGCGUGGCAACAUGAAUCACGCCACUUAGUUACCUCACUUUGGGUAACAUUCACUUGCCACCAUCUUUUGUGUGUUCACAUGUUCAUGUAUUCACUACCAUAAAACAGCUUUGCUGAGUGAACACAUAUAGCUACGGAAACUGUAUCACGCACUUGCUGUAUUUAUGUAUAUUUCUCACCUGUACUUUGCAUCGAUCACACGGAAAGCGGAUAAGAUGAAGCCACAUAUUGCACGCUCCAUUUUUCAUUUAUCUAGCACACUAAAAACACAAAAGUUUGUUACGAUACUUCCGUUUCUACCAAUAUUCUGUGUUUUAGAUAUAAGCUAGGUGCUUUCAUUUGGCACCAGGCCUGCGCUGAUGAGCUCUGUUGGCUCAUCGUUGCCACACCCACCGUGGUUGCUCAGUGGCUAUGGUGUUGGGCUGCUGAGCACGAGGUCGCGGUAUCGAAUCCCGGCCACGGCGGCCACAUUUCGAUGGGGGCGAAAUGCGAAAACACCCGUGUACUUAGAUUUAGGUGCACGUUAAAGAACCCCAGGUGGUCGAAAUUUCCGGAGUCCUCCACUACGGCGUGCCUCAUAAUCAGAAAGUUGUUUUGGCACGUAAAACCCUACAAUUAAAUUUUUUUUCAUUGUAGCGACGGCCAAAUAUCAGCUCAUUUCUGUUCCAAAAUGCAGGCAGAAGCUCAAGAAUAGAAUGCUCAGCUCAUCACUUGGUGAUGGAAAAUAGAACGUACUAUCAUGUGCGUAGAAACGCUAUGUAAAGGUUACCUGGUGACAUCCAUCCCCCUUGCCAAACUAGUGAUGUUUAGUCUUCAAGUACUGACAUUUCUUCAGCCUAGCACGAUCAUAUGUCAUCUAUCAGCACGCCUGCAAAAAUGACAACAAUAUUUAUUCAAAAUAUAGGUUUGUGAUCACCAUGCAAAUGACUUUUCUGGUUGGAACAUGAUAUACAGUGGAUAGAGAAAGAAGAAAGAAAUCUUUCGAUCUCUAGGACCUAUCACUAUUAAAGUUCUAUCUGAUUAGCGUAACAGCAAUGCUGAGGCAACGGCCAGGAAAUAUGUAAUUAUAUAUGAGCAGUUUAUUUUUUCAUUAUCACCUAAGUCAGCCAUUAUCGUUAUGACUCUCAGAUGCAAAGAAAGGCUGUAGUCAGAGAGCCAUCUUAGCAAGUACUUUUAAUCUGAACUUCUUUCACUGUUUUUGUUGACUCUUUGUGACCUAAUUCAGAAAUAAGGAACCCUCUUUUGUUUUGUCGCUGCAGGUAGGUCAAAUGUUUCUGCUGCAAGGAGGAGGCAGAGGGCGAACAGUAGAUGUUGAACGCUCCGACUAAUACUGCUCUAAUUUCACACAUGUACCCGUACAAAGCAGUGACGUUUAACUUCAGAACGGUUGACUUUGAUUAGUUAACCGGUCCUAACUAAAAGAGCUUCGAUUCUUUUUGUUUCAUUGAAAAUUCCCUUGAAUAUAUCCUUUAUUGCUGUCCUAAGUUUCACAGGUUCACUUUGUACCCGCUGCGUCCUGUGGAAAUCUAAAGUUACAAGGAGAUUUUGAGGCGAAAGCAUCAAAUGGCCAUUGAGCGAAAAGGCUGGUGGCUGUUGUCUGAACAAGUGAAAAACGGCAUCUAAAUUCCCAUUGGCUGCGACGCUACGUCACGUUCGCCCAUCGACGCAGCAGUGCGGCCGAAAGGAAACACCUGCUGCGCCGCUAACGCACCGGGUGGAGAGGGCAUGGCCGUGACGUCACGUCACCCUCGCUCUCGGAAGCCUGUGUCAUCCGCGCGUGCCUUGUCCGCGCAAGCUCUCGCCUGAGUUCUGACUGCGCCUCGGUAAUCGCUAUAGAGAAAAUGUAUGAAAAGCAGAGUUAAUGUGAAAUGAAAGUAGUGAGUAGAACACUGCACGGGCCUCAUUCUUCAGCCUGCGCUCGGCGUGGGCCCGCUUCGUGCAGCCCGAGCCCAGCCCUGGCCCAGGCGUACAUGACCGAACCCAGCACGGCCCGUGCCCAUGGUUCGAAGCCCGGGCCUGUCCUGGCCUGGUCGUUCAUUACUAAGCUUAGCCAGGGCCUGCGUGUGCAUACCUAUAGGACCGGCCUGUAAGCAAAAAAAAGUAUCUUUUUACUUACAGGUUGUACCGCAUAUAUAAGCCUCACCUUCUCGGGGUCUAAUGAGAUUCAAUGUAAAAGACAAUAAAAGACCCAAAUCUUCGUUUCUCCCUUGGGAACGUCACUGAUCUUGCCCAAUACCUGUGCUGUUAUUUUUCCGCUUGUGCGCAUCCAUUUACCUUGAUCGUACGAUUUGGUCCCAUGAGGUCAUUUAGCAUGCGAAUAUAUGUGUAUAUAUACAUAUACAAACACGCGAAUUCACGAGCAUACAACAUAAAAUAAAUUCACAGAUAGAAGAUACAUUCCUUGCAUUAGCGCUAAAAUAAUAUAAUAGCAUCGAGGGUUGUAAUAGUGUAAUAGCAAAAGUGGAAACAAGGAAAUUGUUUGAAGAGCGGUUUUCUGUGUAAUUUAUUUUUCCUUACGCGAAAACAAUGCUACUUAGAAAGAAAUAUCCGUUGCUACGCCCGGUGUGACCAAAGCGGUGACGUCAAAAUCACCGCAGCUUACACGGGAGUGUUCGCAUUAGAUUCCAUGGCAAAGUCGGGUAAGGUGAUAUGACAUCACGGAUCGAAGUGCACCGGACUUGUGCUAUCUAGGUGGCGUGGGCCGAGCGUCUCAACGCGCGUUCUCUACCGCGAGGAGUUCCUAACUCUAAGGACCAUUCAGCGGCAUUCAAUCGAACAUUCAUGCUUUCGCACUCCCAACUCAUGGAAAAUGCUUACGUGUCAUCAAAUUUUUCUUGUUUAGGUCCUUUUUUCACUUUGAAAUAUUCCCUUGAACGCUAAAAAUGAGCUCCUAAAAAGUCACUGAUUCAGUUUAAAUAAAUCACGCAAAAUCUAUUCUAUUCAAAAUAAUUAACUGACGACAGUACCCGCUGCGGUCAGUUCGCAUCUGUAAUUCAUGACGUCGGGAUUCAGGUGCUUGUGCCUGUCGCAUCAUGUCUUUUGUCCGCUAUUUUGUACGCGAAAACCCGGCAUCAUGGUUUAAAGAAAAUGCGUAUUUCGACCUAGCGUGUGUCGGCGUCUCCUCCUGCCCGUUUCAGAACGUUCUGCUGGAAACUAAUUUUGCUAUGUGCAACCAACGAGCUCAGGCAAACAAUGUUCUGAAUAUUUCUAAUCACUAUUAGCUGGAACAUUUACAUUGCAGCACUGAAAUAUUCGACAGAAAAAUAAUGCCCCCAAAAAUCAAUCAUUAUUUAAUACGAGUUCAAGAUUUUAUCAGUUGGUAGUGAAAACAGAUAUGCCGAUUUCAUUUGCAAAGUGUACUUCGUAGAGCACUUGCAGGCAAAAGAUGGCAUCGGAUAUUUGUCAUGAAUAUUUAUGACAGUCGUCUCUGUUUUGGAUAAGAUUUAUUGAUGGAUAAAUUGUGUACAUUCCAGCCAAGCAUUAAUUUCAACGUGUCCUUGCUUUACACGCCUUAAAAGAAAGGAUUAACAGCACUGAAGUAUGUGUUUUCGUUACUUUACACAGCUGAACAGAGGAUUUCAAUAUUACACGACUGUCGGCUUCAAUGUAAUUACCAUCUUCUUUUUUUAUUUGGAAGAUCAAAUUUCUUCCUGCAGUCGCCACUAUUAAGGUUUCCUGUGCUAGUUCCAGGGUCGGGGACAAUCUGGCAACCUGCACCAAAUAUGUAAGGCAGUUUAAUUAACAAGCGAGAACGUUGCACGAUGCACAGGCAGGUCAGUUAAUCCAGAGUUGGGCACGGAGCGGCCGAGCUCUGUUUUCGAGCGAGGCGUUGACGAAGCGCCUGACGCACACGCCUGCCUUCUUCGCUACAGCACAUGUAAGGAAUACGAAUAAAAAUAGUAAAAUUGCAGUGUACAUUGCGGUAGCGCUCGCUCUUAGGCUAAGGCUCACAUGUUUAAACUAAAACGACAAGCCAAAGCUUUGACUUUGCAUGAGGAUGACGCCAGUGCAAACCCUUCUCUAGGUCACAGUUGGCGUGCGUUGUGGAGAAUUUUGGCUAACAUAAAAUAAAAUGUUCUGUAUAAUAGGGAAUAUGUCACCUCUUCUAAAUGAUUGCGUCGAUAAGAAAACAAAUGCGCCAAAAGCGAUGCCAUUGUAGCAUUUUGUACGUAGCAUCAUACGUAUGUAAUGUAUUAAACUACUAUUAGAAGUAUUGGAGAGGCAUUUGCCCUGCAGUGGGCGUGACCAGGCUGAUAAUGAUGAUGAUGAUGAUAAUGAUGAUGAUGAUGAUGAUGAUGAUGAUGGAAUAUAAGGCUGUUUGUGAUGCUGCAUUUUUGCAGUAUCUUAUUGUACCAAAUAGGUAACGUAUCGUCUGCUCAUUUUUACAACUGCAGCACGGGCAUCUUGCUGUCUGACGAAGCCAAUGGAGUGUGCACUACAGCCACACGUGUUUCAUACCUUCUAAUCACUCUAAAAACCUGUGAUCUGUAUCCUUACUUGCUCAUAUGGACUACGCCUUGAAAGUUUUAAGGCACAAGUCAAAAACUCCCAUGCACUAAUCCACAUAAGUUAUUCGAUCAACACGCCAUAGUUAUGCUAAGUGGGUGUGCGAUCUUUAAAAUUCAGUGGGUACACUUCAGUUGUUUUGGCUAUAAAGUAUAAAAACCAAUUUAUAGCCUCGGGGCUCAGAGUUUCAAGAGAUCAGCGAAUUGACAAGAAACAAAAUAAGCGUCAGCUAUCGUCAUUUCGGAAGCAAGAGCUGCGUAUUUAGGGUAUAGAAUGCCAGCUUAAAACCCAUGAAUAGAGCAUUUUACAAGUUUGGAGCCUUCCGACUAUUUCUACCGACUAUCGCGUGUGGCAAAGAGCGAAGAAAUUGUAUCGAAACGUCAUUCUCUUGGUUAACAACUUGUCAAUCUAUAUAAGGCUCCAUUGAAGGGUCCACUUGAUAACAUAAUUAUAGGUAGAUGUUCCAGUAUGCAGGAUCAAUAUUGUUGAAAUCACACUGUGUCGGGUUAACUUCCCCUUCCAUGAAUUUCAUCCGGGAUCUCACAUUUGGUACUUGUGCACUUCAGCCCUAGCAGUACAAGGCGUAAGACCGUCUCCGCCUACCGAAUUCGCGUCCGGCGCCAUCAACUAGCAAAAGCAUAACCUUUAGGACCCGCGUUUUAAAUCCAGAGGGCGCCACCCUUGAGUGGUGAAUUUGUAUACCACCUGUUUUUACAACGUAGUUCCGGGACCGUUAUUCUUUCUCUUUGCUGCGUUCUUGGUUAAUUCUGUGAUUUCACGAGCAGCGCAUGCCUCCUCAGUUUCUACGUUUUGAUUCGUCAUCGCCCCUGCGUGCGCGGUCUCAUAACAGAAUUAUAAGCGCCACUUUUCACCGCGUUUCCUGUGUUGGGCACAUGCGGCGUGAAAUUCGCGUUUUCGAUGUUUAAUUAUGUUCUCACUUGCCUUUUUGAUCACCGCGAUCGCAGUGUGCCUGAAAGCAUCUAAAUGUGAUAUUACAGCGAAGCUUUUUAGGGGAGCGGCGCAACAGUUUUCUUGAAGCGAUAAAGGCCGGAUUGCGACGGCGUGGGCGAUAUGGACUGUAAAUGCAGCCCAUCAGGUGUCGGAGCCUCGAAUUUGCAUUGAAACGUAAUGAUCAACAAUUUAAAAUAAAAGGUAUCUAGGGCAUACCUCAAUGAAUUUUUUUUCAACAAUAUGCAAUUUCUGUUUCUCAUGUCGCGUUAUGUACGGAUUCCACGUUGGAUGUCAGCUAGGAGUUUGUGCGGCUGCGGCAGUGAAAGCUGACGGUGUGUUGAUGCAACGCAGCUUUUGUGGGAGUGGUCACUUAGAACAGCCAGCCACGACUAAACCCGAACGCAGCUGCAGUUGCUGCUGCACCGUGAGCCACAAAACAACCCCCUUUUACUUUCGAAUGGUCUGAGAACUCCCUAAUACAGCUCCGCCGCCUUUGAUGAAUCAUGUGCUCAGACUAGCGUACGUCAACGAACGAUUUUUUUUCCGAUGAAAGUGUAAAGAAAUGGGCAGUAUUCCUUUCUGGCAAUCAGAUUAAUUAUCUGAGGUUCUUGAGGAGCAGUGCUAUAAAUGUUCAAGUUGCUUCAGAGAACCGCCGCGCUCUGCGGACUGUUUUUGUUAGCAAUGGAAAUUGCAAUUCACAUUUUAUAAUUGGGCAUAAAUGUCGCCAAUUGACUCGCCUAGAAACAAGUUAUGAUGCAUUCUGCCAGUAGCAUUAGCACCAUUUUUCCUCUCAGAAUAUCUUAAUAAACAAGUUUGCAAGAGCCUAUCUCAGCAUUCUCAUUGCAGCAAGUGUAAGAAACUUGUUUGUUAAACUAUUUUAGCAUUGUGAAUAACUUAUUGCAUGACUUCAACCAAACCCCUAGCCCAACUUUCAACCGUGGGCCACAAGGAAGUGCUUGAGAUUUUCUCCCCAAGAUUACUGAGAAAUUGAACAGCCUUUCUCGCGAUAAUUACGUUUACUGAAUAUAUAUAACAUGUCCCUGAGAAGCUGCUUGCAUUUCCUGGUUAAUGCAUAGCUAAACAGGCGCACUGCGUGCUAACAGUCCUGAGAAACUCAAGUGGUCGACUUUUAAAAAUUUUUAUGUGUUGGCCACCGAAAAACAACGUCGGCGUGGACGCAACUCAAGUACAUUGUGCACUGAUUUUCGAUUACUGUUGAAAACCACAGGAAAGAAAAGAAAAAGAACACAAAUCACAGAAAGAUGGGAAAAGUAGAAUAAUAAUAAGAUAAAAGGCUAAGAUGUCGGCCUCAGCAAGCGUGCUGUAGCCAACUACUUAGCGUAUAUAAAUAAGAAAAAUAAAACACAAGAGAACAAAUAGGCAAAUGUAGUUAUUCUGAUAUAAAAUCUAAUAUUUUUGCAUAACAGCCGCGGUGCCGGCCCACCCUGCUUGUUAGAGUAGAUAAGGUGCUGAAAUGACGUCCUUCCAAAGAAAAACUACGCGCAGGU